Molecule: messenger RNA, 1784 nt
Organism: Cadophora gregata
Lineage: Eukaryota; Fungi; Ascomycota; Leotiomycetes; Helotiales; Ploettnerulaceae
Exons: 3
Coding region: 125-1390 (421 amino acids)
Source: RefSeq, a predicted model, not a curated record
CAUUCUUACUGCCUCACCUCCCAACACGAGAUCGGUGAUUGUCCCCAACAUAGAAUGCCUUUCGCUCGAGUACUGCAGAAAUGUAGUUGAAAUUUGAAGAUAACGCGACAUCCGUAGUUUCAAAAUGAAUACACCUUCGAGAGGAGAUUGGGAUCAGUUUCGUGGUGGUCAAAAUAUGUUCCCUGAUGAAGAGAACGAAGAUGAGGACCCGGAGGAGCAAGAAGAGGACUUGGAUCACGAAGAGGAAGAAGCUGCCUCCGCUGCCGAUCCGUAUCAUUAUACAAAGUAUGCUCCAAGCAGAACGACAGACGAAUACACAUACGGCGAAGAUGAUCGGCCGGGAGUGUAUGUAGCGGACAAUAUGAAUCGUCAGUCAUCGGUGUCUCAUACUUUUCAAGGCUCACAAAAAGCAGUCUCUCCAACCAUCAUAGGCUCGGGAGCUCCACAUAAACAGAAAUAUCGACCUUCCACAGGGAGGAGCAGCUCAGAUUCUCAAAGCAAGCCAAAAUCAUUGUCACCUCCAGUAUCAGUGAGCGUACAGGCUGCAAAAAGCGACAGUCGAGCUGAGGAAAUUCUUAGGGGCGAGAACGAACUUUUGAAGGCCCAAUUGCGAAAUACUCAAAGAGAGAGGUUGAGCGCAUUGGACGACUUCCAGCCAUGCAGUGAUUCAGAUCUGAAAGAGGCAUUUUCGAGGCUGCAACGUCAAGUCUCAUCGCUCUCUAGACAGCUCAGAAGUAGUCUGUCAAAGUCCAAAGAUAUAUCUACUGUUCUCAGUGGUUAUAUGAUGAGUUUAUGCCCUACCACAACCAUCCCGUUAAAGUACAUUUUCGAGAGCUUUCUCUGGCGGCAGGUUUACAUCGAAUGUUUUCAAACGCCAUUCGCUCUGUUGGGCCCUGACUCUACUAUGAUAUACCAAGUCUGGUGUUUAGUUUUCAGUCAUGGUCUCGGGACCUUUCCUCAACCGACUGAGGCUUCGGAAAGAUGGAGAAGCAUCACCACAAUAGAGAUGCUUAGCGAGAUCACACAUUCAAGGAAGGAUGAGAUCGUGAAGGAGAUGACUGCAUCUUUCCUGUCAAGAUUUGCUUCUCGAGACCCUCAACUUCAUUCGGCGUUGGCGAAAGGAGACCACCUAGAGAAGUUGAUCGACAAGGGCUGGGAUGCUGCUGCCAUGUUUGCCCAGCAACGAUGUCGGCUCAGUUUGACGCCCCCAGUCACAAUUGAGCAUCUGAGCUCCAGCUGGGUGGAGGUGGUUGAAGAUAUCCAACACAACGAACGCGAUGUCUUUGGCGUUUCUCCCUCGCUUCUCAAAUAUGGGAGUGGCCAUGGCCAGAAUUUUGAUACGUGGCUGUGUCUAAUUAAAUCAAAGGCUCUUAGAAUCGGCGAGCCAUGAUAGACGAACGAUAAACAAUAAACAAGGAGAUUUGCCAAAUGAUCCCCAUCUGGGGUCACUCUGUUGAAGAUGCUCGGCUCGACUUGACAAUCGAAACUGAACGCCAAAGCUCAUUUUCAGGGGCUCGCUUAAAUUCUCAUUAUGUUUGCUCUCUAGGUCCAACCAUCACUCUCCCAGAUUUAUUAUACCAAAGAAGAGACUCUAAACACUGCAGUGUCUAGUCCCAUACUCAACUCGUAAUCAACACUCUAACACCUUGACUCCCUUCCUUCACAAGCGGGAAGAAACCAUCUCCAACCAUCUCCACAUCCCCUUUAUCAGUCCCCACUAAUCUCAUUACGCCCCUGUCCCCUUUGUCCCCCACCCCACCAAUCCUCCCAAACACUCCCGCAAA